This is a messenger RNA of Coprinopsis cinerea okayama7#130, 2735 nucleotides long. RefSeq lists its product as hypothetical. Gene Ontology annotation, molecular function: protein binding. The coding region runs from base 57 to 2735 and encodes 892 amino acids. The record is from RefSeq and is a predicted model, not a curated record. The transcript has 12 exons. Lineage: Eukaryota; Fungi; Basidiomycota; Agaricomycetes; Agaricales; Psathyrellaceae.
ACCACCAGCGCUCAACAACUUUCAACUGUUUUGGCCAUCCCACCGCUCUCAUAACGAUGGCAGAUGUCCAAACGGUGCCUCUGCCAGUACCGAUCCACAUCGUCAACUCCGCGACCCAACAGGUUAGAAGUGGCCGGCGACAAGGAAGCGUUGCGGAUGUUGUCGACAAUUCAGAAGUCCCAGAUGAGUCAAUUGGAAGCGGCCCAGAGGACGAAGAGUCGCCGCCAUCAUCGGUCGACGACGACGACGACGACGUGGUGACUGCCGCCGAGCCUAGCACUGCGUCACUCGUAUUCGCGUUCAUUCCCGAGCUGUUCCCGUUCUCCGAUGCGGACCUGUCCGAGCUAGAGAAUGCGGUUCCUUUCCCUUUCCACGACGUUAACUUCCCCUUGCAAGAGCUUGUGGACCUCGAAAUCGAUAUAGCCGAGUUUCCAUUCAGCGAGGAGAGCGAAAUCGACCACGGUCCUGUCUUCACGGGCAUCUACCAUGUCUGGGCUCCGGAAUCUAUCGAAUCGCAGUUCCCUUUCUACACCAUGGAUGCCGAGAACCUGGCUAUGACGGAUGUAAUUCACAGCGGAAACAAAGCAUCUUUCUACGAGUCUGCGUCCAAUUACGACUUCUAUCGGCCAUUCCCUCGAGGCGAGACCCUCAGGAAACUCCGGACCCCUAAGAAGGAUUUCAUCAAGGUCGUUCCAGGAAGCUUGCGGAAACUCCUCGACCUCCCUCUUGAGCUCUUCUUCGACAUCCUGGAGCUGUUUCAUCCCCUCGACUUGCUUCACCUCUCCCGUGCAGCGCGAUGUUUCAACCAACUUCUGCAGACAUCCCGAGGGAAGAAAGUUUGGACAGCCUCGUAUCAGAACCACCCUGAGCUUCCCCACAUCCACGAAUCGCUAUCCAGCUCCCACUGGACAGCAAUGCUGUUCGACUCCAAUACUACUUGUGAUUUUUGUGGCGCGCGAGGCGCCCUUCUCGAUUUCGCCUUCAACGAGCAUUAUUGCGACAGCUGCCAAACCAAGCUCCUCAUGGAACCCUACGAGGUUCGGGGCAUGCUCGAAGAUCACCCUCGCCAAUGUGACAUCAUCCUCGAGUUACUGGUUCCUACUUACCGAUCGGGCGGCCGUAGAUAUCAGACGCUAUAUGACUCUGAGGAGAAUGCGCGGUAUAGAAAGAAGGAUGUCGAAGAGAUGUUGAAGACCCUUACGACAUGGUUCAUCACGAUCGACGAAGGGAUGGUUCCUGAGGCUGGAGAGGUGUUUGAGAAAUGGCAGCAAGAAAGGAUCAAGGAGGUCCAGAUCAUUCACUCUAACGCGCAGCGAUUCAAUAUGUGGGCACACCAAGUCACAUACGACAUCGUUGGCAGGGUAUCAGAGACCCAGCGGCGCCUUUCGGAACGGAUCGCGAACCGACUCAUGAAAAUGGGACACGAUGAGAGGGACACCUCCGCCUCGGCGUCCGAUAUCUACUUCUACCUCCGUGUGGAGGAGAUCAUGAAGUUGAGUUCCAGAAUAUUCGAGCAACACAAGGCGAUCUUCGAAUCUAAGGUCCUCGCCAACAAGAGGUGCCGACUAAAGAAGGAGCGGAAAGAUUUCUUCAAGAAGGUGUACCAGGACUACAAGAAGACGCUCAAACCCGAAAAGUGGGCGUACCUGCCCCCAGAAGACGUAGUCUCGUAUGAAGAUAUCUUCAACGACUACAUUCACCAAGAUGGAAUUGAGGACCUCAAGGAAUUGGCGAUAGAGGAAGCCAACGCCCAGCUCCCGCAAAUCAUCGCCGAAUGGAUCUACCAACGCCGUCUAGAGCUGUACGAGCUUAUCCCUGGUGUCGAGAUGCCUCAGGAUCCGCCAGAGGAGAACGAAGAAGGGCUCUCGCCGGAAGAGAUCGAGAAGCGGGAGAAAGAGAGGGAGGAGACGAAGAAGCAGACUCUCACUGUCCUAAUGGACCAGCGGAUGAGCCUCGCCACCUCCGUCUUCAGCUGCCACUCGUGUAAAUCCGGGCGCCAUGCUGCUCUUGCCAUCAUCGGGUGGGAUGCAGCGUGUGCACACAUUUGUGGUAGCCACCCGUCCUAUUUCCACACGACAUGGGAGUUCUGUUCGGUUGGCUAUGCAGCUGCGGCGAAUAUCAUUCGGUCGUUGGGCCUCAAUCCUGAGACUGCUACUCCGGAGGACUUGGACAAGAUUGAUGCGAGGUUCUUCUGUGGCAACUGUCCCGUUACCCUGCAUAGGAAGUUGCGUGGACGGAAGGCCUAUACCUGGAGAGAAUGUGUCUCGCACGCGGUGGAGAAGGAAGAAGAUCACUCCCAUGCCAUUCCCGCUUGGCUUCGCCUGUCCGAUGAAGCCACGCAGUUUGUCAAGCGGCAGGAAACGCAGCCACCGUUGUACAGGAAGGCGAAUUGGGGUUGCAAUCACUGCCCCGAGCACCUCGAAAAGCCUGUGAUGCGCAAGGAAGCGAUCGAGCAUGUGAAGAAAGCUCACUCCAUCGAGACACCCGUCCAAGGCACCGACUUCAUCGACUUUAUCAACCGUUUCGAAGCGGGAGGUUUCUAUCGACGGCGUCAUAUCUUCCAUUACAGCAUCGAGCCUACAUGUAACCUCAUCUGCAAGGUCUGUCCGGAAGGCAAGGUACCCAGGAUGUGGACUAUCCAGGCUCUCGUACCGCAUCUCUUCCACAGGCAUGGAAUUUCGAUGCCCUCACAUCAAAGGGACUAUCGCAAGAUCGAAGUUCUUGCUUCUGACUAG